CCCUAACGACCAACCGUCGCAGGCCCAUCGAUAUCAACGACAUGGACGUGCUGGAGAACCACGACGUGCUGGCCGACAUCCUCCGCCAUCUGCCGCCCCGCAGCCUUGCCGCCUGCCGCUGCGUGUGUGCGGCCUGGCGCGCCGCCAUCGACAACCACCGCCUGCUGCGCGCCGACCUGCUCCCGCUCUCGCUCGACGGCGUCAUCUACCAGACCCAAGAUUCGUUCAUCACCAAAAUCUUCUCCCGCACUUCCACGGCCGACCACGUCGUCGCCGCCUUCCAUGGCCUCGACGACAAGUUGCCUGAACUUAUGGACUGCUGCAACGGCCUCCUCCUAUUCUGGCACUAUGUCCUAAACCCCGCCACCCGGCAGGUGGCGCAGCUGCCCCCGCAGCCGCGCCCCUGCAAGGCAAUGGACUGUACUCGUUGCUGGGAUGAUCACUACCUCAUCUAUGACCCUACCGUGUCGCCACACUUCGAAGUGAUCUUGGUGCCAUACCCUCACCCGCACCACGAGAUGCCGGUGGGUCAUAUCUCCAGGCAUAUGUGCGGCCAUGGAUCAGUUGUCUCUGCAAUGGAAUGGCCACCUUCACCCUACAUCAUUCAUGUCUUCUCCUCAAAGACGGGGUGCUGGGAGAAGAGGUCAUUCCUACGACAGGGAGAGACCGCCGGAGCACUCGCCGACGUCAAAAUCAAACUGCCAAAUCUCGUAUGCUUUUUAUACCACGUCGCCUAUUGGCGGGAGGCACUCUAUGUUCGUUGUGGAGCCGGCUUUAUUAUGAGGUUAGAUUUGCGGAAUGACAUGUAUCAAGUUAUCGAGUUGCCAAAUGGAAAAGAAGGAACACCUCGUUUAGGAAAAUCAAAGAACGGUGUGUAUUGCGCAUUGCGCCACGGACGAUGCACAUUUGAGGUUUGGUUCCUGGAUGAAUCACAUGGUCGGAUGGAGUGGGUGUUCAAGAAUAAGGUCAACCUUGAGCCUAUAAGAGGAGAUUUUCGCAAGAAUCGUACCGACGAACAAUGGAUAGAAAAAUCAUGUGCUCCACUAAAGUGGGACGAAUCAAAGACUGACAUCAACCUGGAGCGCCUAGAUGACAACAACCAAGCACCGGUGGAGGAUGCUUAUGAUUGGAGCUCCGACAACGAAAAUGCUAUUGACACCGUACAAUGGCCUGGAGGUUGCAGCUUAAAUGCCUACAAUAUUCCUGCUUUUGAGUGUCUUGGAUUUCACCCCUACAAAGAAAUCGUCUUGUUCAAUAACAAUGAGAGGACACUCGCCUAUCACUUCAAAAGCUCAAAGGUUCGGCAUUUGGGCAAGAUGGAAGUCAAUCACCUGAGUAUGGGAAUGGAGGAGUCUUUUCCAUACGCUCCAUGUUGGGUGAGGAACUUACCUGGAAGUAGUUAAUUACAAUAUCUGUUCUACAUGUAUUUAUUUUGCAGUUUCAAACAUGCGUAAUUGCAAUAUUUUUAGGGAGUCUAUUUGGCACUUGACUGAUUUUUAAGAGGCCUUUUACAGUACAUCCUUUCAAUCAGAGUGGUCCAUUUUGUUAACUCAA
This is a messenger RNA of Triticum aestivum (bread wheat), 1554 nucleotides long. RefSeq lists its product as uncharacterized. The record is from RefSeq and is a predicted model, not a curated record. Lineage: Eukaryota; Viridiplantae; Streptophyta; Magnoliopsida; Poales; Poaceae. The transcript is spliced from 2 exons. Gene Ontology annotation, molecular function: protein binding. Bases 42 to 1403 code for a protein of 453 amino acids.